Penicillium brasilianum is the source of this 1470-nucleotide messenger RNA. The record is from the annotation of a GenBank genome assembly. Lineage: Eukaryota; Fungi; Ascomycota; Eurotiomycetes; Eurotiales; Aspergillaceae.
AUGACUAGAUCAAAAGAAGGCUUCCUGUGGACACCACAAAACACCACGGAGGGCCUCGAAACCGACGCCGUCGUACCAAGCUCCAAAACCAUGCAGUCUACCUACGAUGUGGUCGUCAUCGGAACUGGAUUCGCCGGACUUGUCGCCGCCCGCAAUCUAGCCCAAGACUCCGCACUCCGAGUCCUGCUCGUCGAGGCACGGGAUCGCAUCGGCGGUCGAACCUGGACUGCAAAGACAUUUGGUGAAGAGUUUGAGAUGGGUGGGACUUGGGUGCACUGGAACCAGCCUCACCUCUAUCAUGAAAUUCACCGAUAUGGGCUUCAUCGGUAUCUUAAGACCUCGGCGGGGACUAUGGCGCUUGAGAAGUUGUACUUCAAGACUGCGGGGAAGCCGGUUCAAGAGAUCCCACCGGAGGAAACCUCUGCGGCGCUUGAUCGAGUUGCACCGAGGUUCUUCUCAAUUGAUGGGCUGGAUAGUCGCACUCUGAUGCCCUACCCCCACGAUCCGUUCCGGGAGCCGGCUCCUUGGAAAAAGUAUGACCAUCUUACUGUCAAGCAGCGCCUUGACCAGUUGGACGAUUUAUCGCAGUUUGACAAGGACAUUUUCGAAUCGAACGUGGCAACUUUCGGUAGUGCUCCCGGAAAAGAUAUCGGUUUCACCGAGGCGCUUCGCUGGUUCGCUCUUGGUGGUCAUAAUAUGGCCACCGUGUUUGAGCUAGCAGGUAUCUACAAACUCGGAAACGGAGGCAUGACGACUUUUGCACGAGCUAUCCUGCGAGACUUCAAGGGUGACUUGGUCUUCAACACUGUUGUGGAAAAAGUCGAUCAAGGUCGCAACGGUGUCUCCCUACAAACGAAGGAUGGCAGACGAAUUGAGGCAAAGGCGGUGAUAUCAACUAUUCCUCUAAACUGCCUCGGCGAUAUCACUUUCAACCCACCACUGUCUGCCCUCAAAACCGACGCUAUCGCCUCCGGCCAUAUCAACAAGGGCGCCAAGAUCCACUUUAACCUUGCCGCGACCGAGCCGGGAUGGUUUGCGACCUGCACUGCUUCCAGUGGUUCGCCUUAUGUCUUUGCCUUUUCUGAUCACAACGGACACAAGCCGUCCGGCCCACAAGGCACAUGGUGCAUCGGAUUUGGAUAUAACGGGCACCUGGGGGACAAGAAGGAUAGCAAAGAGAUCAUCGAGAAGUUCCGAGAGAACCUUCACCCUGGCGCUGAUGUCCAGGCGUAUCUCACGCAUGAUUGGAUGAACGAUCCCUACGCCAAGGGAGUCUGGAGCUGUUGGGGACCUAACAAAUUCAGCCGUCAUGUCCAAGAGUUGCAAAAGGCAGAUGGCAGGGUGUUCUUUGCCAGUGCGGACUGGGCGGAUGGUUGGAGAGGCUUUGUUGACGGUGCACUUGAGAGUGGACAGAAGUCUGCAAACGAGGUGAAGGCAUUCCUGAAUGGUCAACAGAGUGCGAAAUUGUGA